Anopheles funestus (African malaria mosquito) is the source of this 4634-nucleotide messenger RNA. RefSeq lists its product as uncharacterized. The record is from RefSeq and is a predicted model, not a curated record. Lineage: Eukaryota; Metazoa; Arthropoda; Insecta; Diptera; Culicidae. The transcript is spliced from 16 exons. Bases 472 to 3039 code for a protein of 855 amino acids.
AACUCAUCGCGACGUUGAACUGGCCGGUUGCGCGGCUACUCGCGGCCGUAGUGUACCGCUCCGUUUUUUUAGUUUUUCGUUUUAGUACCAUUUUCCGAGGAUGAUGCAAACAAUUUUAUACAGUGUUUAACGAAAGCCCUGACCCUGUGUAUUUAACACGCUUGCAUUGUUUUGUGUUCGUUAUAUCCACCCGAGUACCGAAUCUCAAGCCAUUCCCUAGUGAACCUGUGCGAACGUUGUGUGGUGUUGUGGCGUGUAUAAUCACAGAACAGUUUAAAAGAAAAAACGUAUAUCCAACUACUUGUAAUCAACAGUCCAAAAAAAACAUACAUUAUCACCAGCUUUCGUCACCCUCUUCACCUUCCAACCACUGCCAACACCAACAUCACCUUCACCUACCCGAUCUGACCCGACCCACACCAAAGUGCGCCCGUCUGGUUAUGUCGUGUGGCCGCGUAGGAACGAACUGCUAUGGCCGAAGAUUUGGCUGAUCAAAUUGACGACUAUAUCUGUGUAUUUGAAGGAGCCGGUGAUCUAACGAUGGAUACGUUCGUAAUGUUACUGUUCGCGCUGAUCGUGGUAGUGAUUUCGCUCGUGUUUGCGACCAAACUGAUCUACGACAAGUACGUGCUGCGCAAGGGUGCUACGGCUAGUGGGACCGCCGAUGGUGGCACUGUCCCCAUCCCGGCCGGUACGGCGACCGGUGGUGUGUCGCCCGUAGUGGCAACCGGUGUGACCGCGGGAACGCGCGUCUCCGAACCGAAGGAGGUGCUCACCAAAAAGGAUGCCAUUCUGUCCCAAGUUCGCAAUGGCGGCAGUGGCGGCAUGGGCGGUGGAGCAAGAAGUGGUGGUGGAUUCGGUGGUGGUGCGAUGGGUGCCGCUACCGGUCCCAUGAUCGCCCGCAAACGCAUUUCCCGCAUGAGUCCAGGCCCAGAACUGAGUCAGAAAAAGCGUCCGGUGAUACCACCGUCAAACAUCAAUGGCACUGAUCCGCAAAUCACCCAGUGGGCUGUCCAUCUGUUCCGCUGGCUGUACUCGGACCUAGUGGUAGUGAACAAGCUGCUACAGGACUGGGUGUCCACCGUCAAUACGGCACUACUUACGCACGUAGAGCAGCACGAAAUGAUUGUCGAAAUUGUGCGCGUUCUGCCGGAAAGUUUGCCACCGAAUCUGUCGAGCAUUCUGUGUGAACCGACCGAUCAACCGAACGAAGUCGAACUACUGUUUGACGUUGAUACUACGCCAGUUCUGCAGAUCAAGGCAUUCAAGUCCAGCAACCAAAAAACGGAGGUGUCCCAUUACAAAGCUACCGUAUCGCGAUUGAAGUCCCGUGUCAGCGUAAUCGUCAACUAUUUCGCACUCAAAGGAGAGAUGAAACUCGAAGGAUAUCCUGAUAUCAAAAUUCAUCUAAACAGCAUUGGACCACUGAAAACGGCAAACGCACAGGACGAAAAGAAACAGAUCGAUGUCAUUACGGAGCUGCUGAUCGGUUCGCUCCGGGAUGUAGUAUAUCCGGUUGACUUUUCCAUCUACUCUACCUGUCCGAGAAUAAUGGGCGAAGAGUCCGAGGAGGUCACUUCUGAUUAUGGCUACGGUGGCUACAAUGAUGGGUAUCGCGCUUAUCAAGAUGAUGCUUACGGUACCGGACUAUCAGCAUCCCCAAGGAAAUUACUAGUCAAAGUGUUGAAAGCAGAAGGACUGUUGAAGUGCACUCAACCUUAUUGUGUGAUCGAAAUGGACGAACCAGCCCAGAAGCAUCAAUCUGCGUCCAAACAAGGCCAAAAUCCGUUCUGGGAUGAAACCUUCCUGUUUGAUUUGUCGAACCAUUCGACCGAACUUCUGUUCGAGGUGUACGAUACUGUAGGAGUAGCCGCUGGCCAAAAGUUCCUUGGCUUGGGUUUGGUAGGAAUCGACGAGUUGGCCAGUGGUCCAGCCUCCACACAGAUACUCGAGUUGCAGCCCCGUCCAUACGAAACGGAAACCAUUACUGGUUCCUUAACGGUUGAGUUCGUGUUCAUCGAUUCACCACCGGUUCCUGCAGCACGACGACAGUACACCCAGCAAUCCUUCCACACGAAUGGAUUGUCUAACUUUGCUCGAGACGCCAUCACGAGCACACCCGGUCCGGGAAGCCCGAAUGCGGUAAAUGGUGGAACUGGCACUACCGGUUCACCGAUGUCUCCGUCCUCACCGUCCAAGCUACUGUCCAACAAAGCACAGACGAUGGCAGAACGCAACCAAAGGUUCCAAGCGGCGGAAGCUAAUCGAAUGAACAACUCGUUCCUCAAACCAACCGCUGCUGGACAUAUGAACUCCUUCAACGGUGGAAAAUCGGAAUCGACACCUGCCUCCCCGGCUCUCUCCUCGGCUUCGGCCACCUCCCAAUCGAUGACGGGCAACCUAAGCAACAGUGCGCCGGUGAGCGUUAAUACAGUGCCGCCGGUUAAAAAACCGCGCAACAUUUUCGGCACACUGCGCAGCAAGCUGACACCGUCCAAGAAGUCGAAAUCGUUGGAGGUCACCCAGUACAGUCCAACCGCAACCGGAGGUAACGUGCGCAGCGCAUCGUCAACGCUCAGCCGAGGAUCGUCGCUCGAUCAAAGAUCGAACAUUUUCCGCAAUCUGUCGCGCAAAUCAUCCAUCUCGGAAUCAUCCGCCAUAUCGGGAUUGUCUACUGGCAGUGGGCGAACGUACGUGCACGAGGAGUCAACGCUGUUGCUCGAAACGACGGAAAACAAUGUGGUACGCCAUUAUCUGGUACCGCUUGAGGUGGCCACCAAGCAGAAGAACUGGAAGCGCAAAGGGACCAAGCUACACAUCUACAAUGAUCAUACGUUCGUUGCCAAACACAUCCCUGGUGGGCUUCUGUGCUUUGUUUGCAAUCGCAGCAUACCAAGGCGCCCCGGAAAGCAGGGCUACGAAUGCCGGGACUGUGCGAUUCAGUGCCACAAACCGUGCCACGUACGGGCCCCCCAAGCCUGCCCGAAUCCGAAAAUACUGUCCAUGCAGCUGUCUUCACUACCCGUACUUAGAGAUUAGAGCGGUACCAACACCGAUGCCAACUCCCGUGCUUGCCUGUACCAUCUUUUUUUUGUAUUUCUUUUGAUCUGCAUCUUCUUCCCCACGGUCCACAGUGCGGUUCCGUUUUGGCUUUCGUUUUGGACACCUCCUUUCAUUAGUCAAUGAUUGGUUUUGGAAGCGAAAGAAACAUUUUGAACUUUAGUUUCAUUUUGUAUAAUAUAAAAAACCAAACUUCCGCUUUGCACAGAACAAAACCAAAAUUACUAUUCCCAUCCGUAUCGCAACUCCAACAUAUCUGCGAACUGUUUCUUUACGAUGGCCCUGGACGCAGUAAGGACACUUCCGACACACAUGGUGAACAGAAACAACUCUGCCAAAGGAGCAUUUACACACAGGCGACUGAAAAGAACGAAACAAGCAGCAGUAGAAAACAGGAACAGAAACACACAAACGUUAGAUGAAAACACAAACAUUUGAGAUUGGUCAAAAAAAACUAUAAGAAACACUCGUACGAAAUGUGCUUCGCAUCCUCGAUUUAAGUUUCUGCUUAUUUUGCUAAAACUCUUUAAAAAUAGAUAAACAAAAAUGGUUUAAAAAAAUGAAAAAUUUGUAACUUUAAAAUUUAAACAAAAAAAAACACACACACAAAUAAUUCUCGAACGCUAUAGUGCUUAACUAUACGUAAAACAAUAUGAUAACGAUCUUUCGAAGAAACAAAUAAGCAAACGAUAUGUACUGUUUAAAGUUUUAAUUAUGUUUCCGUUGUGGCAUAUUCUUUUUUUAUAGAAAAAAAAACAAAACUUCAAGCUCUCUUCUUCUCUCCUUCACAGAACUAUCUAUGGUUGUGUAUUUUCUCGCGCAUAUUUCUCAAACUAACAAGUAAAGAAUUUUAUCACACUAAAAAAAACAAAAUCAUUAAGAUUGUACAAUAGUGGGGACGAAUAGUGAGGGUAAACCGUGUUAGUAGUAGCUUGCAAGGGUAACGAAUCAGUGCCUAUUACAAGGGGGUGUAACGGAUCUGAGCGUAAUUAGUCAUUACUACAUAAGAGCAAAACAAAAACGAAUCAGUAGAAACAAUUGAAUUAUUAGCGCCAAAAGAAAAGAAAAAAAGGUAUGAUUUACUUUACACGAGAGUGUUAAAAAAUAGCAUUGGUUUUACGAUAAAAAACGUGAUUUGCUAGCAAUCGUUAAUACCUCUUGCAUUCGUAAAAUGGUGACCAAAACGUGACAACACAAUCAACUUAUUCAACGUACACACACUCUUACAAUCCUUGCAACACGUUCUCCACUAGUAAGUGACGUUAUUCGUUUCAAUCGAUAACAAAACAAAAUGCUUACAAAGAAAAGUGCAUAAAAUGCAUCAACAGUCAGAAUUAGUCGUAAAUCGAAUGGACACCGUAGCAAAAAGGGGGAAGGAUUAGUUUGCACCACCAGUUGUUUGUUUCUGUUGAUGUGACGGUUUCGUGUAACUGUAUCAUGAGUUUUGCUUUUAAUACUAUUGUUACGAGUACUAUUUUUGUAAACUUCUGUUGAAAGCAACGGUUAAUUUAAAACACUGUUUCAGUUAAGGGUGAAAGUGAAUGAAUAAACGUUAAUAUAUUGUUACAAACGUG